AUGGGUACGCCAGAGACAUCCAGGGAGCCCUGCCCAGACCGCAUCCUCGACAACAUCGGCGGAGCUUUCGGCAUGGGCGCAGUCGGCGGCUCCGUCUUCCACUUCAUCAAAGGGGUUUACAACUCCCCCGUCGGGACUCGCCUGACCGGCGGAACCCAGGCCGUCCGGAUGAAUGCGCCCCGCGUCCGCGGUAGCUUCGCCGUCUGGGGCGGCCUCUUCUCGGCCUGGGUGGCGCUGACGAGGGCGACGAUGCUGGAGACGAGGGCGAAGCUGAUGCUGAGAAGUGGGGUUUUCGAUGUUGGGGAUGAUUUGACCAAGAAGGCGAUUUUCAAUAGGGCUUCCAUUUGUGGGGAGAAUCAUCAUGAUACGCUUGCAGCGAGGGAGACGUUGAGUAAGCUUGGGAGGUUGAUUGCGAAAGUUCAGACGACGGCCGGUGGUAAUAAUAAUAAUGCUUCUUCCCCGCCGUAG
This is a messenger RNA of Linum tenue, 468 nucleotides long. The record is from the annotation of a GenBank genome assembly. NCBI's taxonomy places the organism in Eukaryota, Viridiplantae, Streptophyta, Magnoliopsida, Malpighiales, Linaceae.